This is a messenger RNA of Saccoglossus kowalevskii, 2877 nucleotides long. RefSeq names its product cyclin D (gene ccnd). Gene Ontology annotation, biological process: mitotic cell cycle phase transition. Gene Ontology annotation, molecular function: cyclin-dependent protein serine/threonine kinase regulator activity. Lineage: Eukaryota; Metazoa; Hemichordata; Enteropneusta; Harrimaniidae. The record is from RefSeq and is marked provisional.
UGGAAGUGUUGGCCGAAGAAACACCGCCUGGCGUCCUAGCUCUUUGUAACGCCAUCCAGCAACCACCGCCAAACUACAUUAUUUCUACCUCACUCGGACGUAUGUAAAGAUGAAUUUAGGAUUGAAUUGCCAAUUUGAUUGCUAGUCUUCGUUUUUUCUUCUUUGCAAUACAGUCAAUGUGUGAUCACCGUACAAUGGAUCUCCUGUGCUUCGAAGUCGAUCAAAUCAAAAGGGCUUACGAAGAUCCUGUUUUAUUAAAAGACAACAGAGUUUUAGAAAAUCUGCUAUCGUCUGAGGACAAGUAUACUCCUUCAUUUGGGUAUUUCAAAUGGCAAACGGACUUGAAAGAUUUCAUGAGGAAAAUGGUAGCGACUUGGAUGUUGGAGGUCUGCGAAGAACAGCAAUGCGAAGAGGAAGUUUUUACCCUUUCUAUGAACUAUGUUGAUCGGUUUUUAUCCGUGACGCAAAUGAAGAAAAAAUACCUUCAACUUCUUGGAGCAGCAUGCAUGUUCCUGGCAUCCAAACUCAAAGAGACUCUACCACUGACGGCGGAAAAACUAUGCAUUUACACAGAUCACUCAAUUACAUGUGACGAACUCUUGGACAUGGAACUGCUUGUAUUGACCAAACUUAAAUGGGAUUUGUCGGCCGUCACGCCUCAUGACUUUCUUGAGCAAAUUCUCAGUCGAUUACCGCUUGAUAAAGACAAUAGUGACGUGGUCAAGAAGCAUUCACGAACAUUUAUCGCACUUUGUGCAACAGAUUACAGGUUUGCAGUUUACCCACCGUCCAUGAUAGCUGCAGGAAGUAUUGGCGCUGCAAUACAUGGUUUGAAUGAUGUCCACUCACAAUGCAAAUCUUACACAAAUAUUACAGAACGUUUACAAACUAUUACAGCAAUCGAUUCGGAUUGUUUAAAGGAGUGCCAGGAACAGAUAGAACAGCUACUCAAUAACAACCUAUGUCCUGUUCCAACAAAGCAUGAGAAUGAGAAAGAAAUUGAACAGCCAACAACCCCCACCGAUGUCCAGGACGUUCAUUUUUGAAUACUGCAAUCAACUAAACUGAUCCGAUUCGUAGAAUGUUAUAAGAAUGCUACGUUGCUAUGUACAAUACGGUUCCUAAAACAUCGUGAUGUAAAGCUGUGUUCCAGAAAUCUUCAAAACUGCAAUGAUCUAGUCAUGUUACUUCAUCUCACAGGACAGUCUUUGUAAUCAACGAGAAAACUGACAAUCAAUCCAACUUUGCUGUUACUUUCGUGGAACACUGCCCUCUAUGUGACUUUUUAGUUUUGUUGCCUAGUAACAUCACUAAAAUCUACACUGCUAACCAGUUUACUGUCUACUGCCCAAUUCAUGUGUACAAUUUAUUUGUAUAAAACUGCCCAAAUUUGUAAGUUAGAAAGAAAAAAAACUGCCUGUUUUCCAGUCUUCAUAAUUUCUCUUUUGCAUAUCAUCGUUAACUGCCAGUUGCUAAUCAAUAUGCGAAAGAGAAACUGCCAAUUUUUAGACGAAUAUUGUAUUUUUAUAACGUUUUUAUCAAAAUUUUGAACCAAAUUAUGUUUGUAUGAAUCCCCAGAUUCAUCUCUACUGAGAUAUUCAUUCAUUCGUUUGUUUUUGUUUAAAAUUUUUUUUAUCUUGCUAUCACUAUGGUAACCCACUGAUACUCAGUUGCUGAAACUGAUGGAGUCGUUUAUUGUCACUAGAAAUUUAUUUUCAUGGUUUUGAACGUAAUUUUUACCGAUUUGUUAUGAAUCAGUUUUGUUACCAUAGCAACCAUGAAAAUGAAGUCUGCAGUUUGAAUGAUUUCACAUUAGACAGCUGGGAUUUAUUUUAAAUCUGCUUUUUUAUCUCUAAUUAUAUUCGAUUAUCCCUACUUUUAUUGUGGAGUUGCAUCAAUGGAAUUCCUGUCAUACAAGAUUUGGGAAAUUUUCAUGAAUUUAAAAAAAAAAUCAUCUUCUAAAAAAAAUUAUACAUUUAAAUGUAUUCAUUGCACCAGCCAACUAUUGUUUUAACAGUUUUGUGUGAACUUUGAACUUAGUGUUUGUUUGGUUGAAUUGGGUUUUAUUAUUAUAUUCCGUCAUGACAUACGGAAAAUGUUAUUGCUUGUCUUAUCUAUUUAUGAAAAUAAUGGAAUAUCCCACCUUCCCAGAAUGCACUAUCAAAAUUAGUGAGGGAACUAAGGAUUGUGGGACAAUUACAAUAUUAUUUACAAUUAUUGUAUCGUUUGUUUGUUGGUUGGUUGAUAAUUUACUCUUGAUUUCUCUUUUAUACCUCAUGUAUGUAUAAAAUACAGUAAGUUAGAUGAAGUCUUGUUACCUAGCAACUGUAGCCAUAUUGUUAUUUACGUAAUUUGUCCAGAUAAAUGUAUUAGCAAACUUGCUUGAAAACUAAAGUUAAAAUAAAUUGUUCAUGCGUGUUUGUAAACAAAUUUUACCUCAUACCGUACCAGAAUGAGGCUAUAUUUUCUCAAAAUUCCACUUUUUAAAAUUCUAUUUUAAUAUGCAAAAAGAUUCAAAUCUGGGAUAAAUUUACUUAAAAAUUGUGGAAACAUUUUGGGUGAAUUUUGACAUGAAAUGUUUUUUUUUUUUUUUUUGAACUGUGAAAGUCAACUGUAUAUGCUGUACUUCUGUUGGUUGCCUGGGUAACAAUUCAUUUCCCCCCCACAAUGCAACUACAUCUUUACUUUCAAAAUUAUAUAUUUGAGAUUUGAUGAUAAUUAUAUACAUUCAUUGUGAGAAAUUGCUGUUACCAUGGUAAUUGGUCAGCCAUCUUGGUUGUGUUUGUAAAUGGUGUGACUAUAGUCAGUGGUCAAGUGGUGAAAGAUUCAUUGUAUAUAUAAUGAUAUUAUGAAAUAAAGCACAUUUCAUAUGAAGAA